Messenger RNA from Haliotis rufescens (red abalone), 3845 nucleotides. Its product is annotated as solute carrier family 46 member 3-like. Gene Ontology annotation, cellular component: membrane. Bases 464 to 1924 code for a protein of 486 amino acids. Gene Ontology annotation, biological process: transmembrane transport. The record is from RefSeq and is a predicted model, not a curated record. The transcript has 5 exons. Gene Ontology annotation, molecular function: transmembrane transporter activity. Lineage: Eukaryota; Metazoa; Mollusca; Gastropoda; Lepetellida; Haliotidae.
CAUACAGGAUAUGGCAGUACAGAACUAGUACCGAUCAUAUCUUACACGUGAAACACAGCACAGACAGUGUCGAGAGAUCGUGGCUGUAACAGUCUAGCUACUCGUUCGGCCGUGACGCCAGGUCGUUAAAUAUUGCUGGCCUGCCAGCUGUGAUCCGUAACGCUGUUUACUCACAGACUGACAGGUAACUGGCGAGUGUGUCUAUCUUUGCAGUCAGCAAGUGGGGCGAAGUUAUUACUUAACUGAUGAAGUGUUCACCUCAGUCUGUAUAUUAACACGGGACCUGUGCGCUCCACUAGUCCAUACAGAUCACAAUCCAGGUUUUCGUGACCUAGUAACAACCCACGUGAUCACUUGACAUGGAACAAUAGGUGAACUCACUGAUAUGUUCUAAUCUCGGAUGCCUCCACCACCGAUUGACUUGGGUCUUCUAAAACUGAGUGUUGAGUAAGAAAUUUUCACAAUGGAGACAAGUUUAACAAAAUCAAAAGAACAAACCAAAAGAGCCAGCCAUCUUCGGGGAGGGACGAUCGUUGCUGUGAUCUUGACACUUUACACUUGCGCUGCCAUGUCUGGGGUGCCCCUCCAGAGUCAGUACGUAAGGCACAGAUUCCUGCAGAGGUACACGAACUCUAGUAACGUCAGCGACACCGUCGUCACCUCGUGUGACAACGACACGAUGCAACACAUGGACAUCCUCCAGAAGGUUCAAGAGGACACGGCUCGCCAGCUCCUCUACUUCUCCCUUUGCGGAAGCAUCCCAUCGAUUCUCGUCAACCUGGUGUUUGGGUCGUAUUCCGACUUCUUGGGGCGGAAAAUAUUGUUCUUAUUACCUCUAUGUGGAGACCUAGUUAGGAAUGUUCUUAGCACUCUGAUAAUAAGAUAUGAUUGGAGUUUAAACUUGUUUUUUGUGGGCAGCUCAAUUAGUGGACUGUGUGGAUCUUUCACUACCAUCCUCCUCGCCUGCUUUGCAUAUGCAGCUGAUAUUACACCGCCACAAAAGUCCCGUACCAUCGCUAUUGCUGUGUUAGAAACUAUCCUGGCUGUAGCGUCCUCUGUGGGCUCUCUAGCCACAGGAUACCUCAUCGCCUCCCUCGGGUAUUUCUACCCCUCACUCAUGAUCUCCAUCCUCCUCGCCGUCGCCAUGUUCAUCGUCAUAUUCCUGCUGCCGGAGACGUUACGGAAGGUGGAACACAUUGUCAUAUCGCCAGUUGUACAUCUCAAAAAGUGUUUUGGAUUUUACACGAUAUACGGAAGCGGUUUAAAGCGACUUCAAUACAACCUGUGCAUGGCGAUCUUGUUCUUUGGCGUUAUUGGCCUGAUCGGCAGGACUUCCAUAGAGACGUUGUAUCAGUUAGAUCUGCCGUUCUGCUGGAACUCCGUGAAGAUAGGAUACUACGGCGCGCUGCGUAUUGCCAUCCAAUCCGCGUGUAGUGUCUUGGCCAUUAAGUUGCUCCAGCCCUGCAUCCGGGACGAGAUCAUCGCCAUCAUCGGGAUGCUGUUCGGGGCGGCAUCUCUCGCUAUGGAAGCGUUUGCAACAGCAGACUGGAUGAUGUAUAUAGUGCCAGUGGUAGGAAUCUGUGGCUACACAACCGUUCCGAUAUUCCGAGCCAUCAUGUCCCGCAUGACGUCGCCUGAUGAACAAGGUGCCCUGUUCUCCAGCAUCGCUGCCAUGGAGACUAUCUGUUCCACCGUGUCCAUCACGUUGUACAACACCGUCUACGAGGAUACUAUUGGGACCAUGAAGGGAGCUGUGUUCCUCAUGAUGUCGGGAUUCUGUGGCCUCGCUAUCCUUCUUAUCACGAUGUACAUGGUCAUCUCAAGAGGUUCCUCUCCUGCGUAUGAGAUCUACAUUCCGGAAGAAGUUGAUCCUGCGCCAGCCAGUGUACUGAAUCAUGAUUACUAUGACGACGAAGACGACUGAAACCGAGGCUGUACCCACGACACCGAGGCUUGGAAGAGAAUAUUCAUAUUGUACAGCUUGUAGAAUGUUUUUUGUAACUUUAGAAGAUGAUGACUAUCACCUAAGUCUGCUUUUCUACUACAGAUGGUGAUGUAUUUAGUAUGCACAGGUAUUUGAACAGUUGUAGGUAUAUGUCAUCAUAUAUAAAAGGAAAAAUAAUGCGUUUAUCCAAUUCAGUUUGUACAAUUAUGUUUCUUGGUUAAUGGGAGGCGACAUAUGAUGCCUGCAUGCCAUACUUGGCUGGUCAGUGUAAAUCUGAUCUGAAACUAGUGUCAGUCUACAAGUCAUUUUGAUUUGUUUAUAUGUAUAAUUGCAUCGUCUUUCAGCUGUAUUCCUGUGAUAUAAUGAGCGUCAGUCAGACCCUUUGUUUUCAUACAGGCUUUCUGUUUUAUGCAAUGAUUAUCACCAGGUGCAUGAUGUAAGGGGCCGAUAUUCGUUGGGGGUGGGGGGAGAGAUUUUGUAACGAGAUAAGAUAAAUAUUCUUUUAUUUCACACAAUGAGACUGAUUAUUUUAAGUAAAUACGCCUUGCAACAAUGUCACUGAAAUAGACCUUGCAACAAUGUCAUUAUUGUGGCAGGCAAUUUGUUUUUUCAACAGUGUGAAGCAUACUCUUAAGGGAGCUACAUUAUUUCUGCAUUUGGUAUCAGUAGGUAUUGCCUUACGUCGCAUCGAGAAUGUUGAAGCUAUCGGGUAAGAAUAAUGUGUCCUAGUCUCACAGAUUGCUGGCGGAGGCGACUAGGGACGAAUAUAUUUUCCGCGUUCAAAAAGAACUGGGAUGUUAAGGAUAGUACUUGCAUAUUAUGGAUAGUUAUUGCAUAUUAUGGAUAGCUAUUGCAUAGUAUAUAUAGUUAUUCCACAUAAUGGAAGGUGCUUGAUUAUAAUGAAUAGCGCUUUCAUAUAGUGGAUAGUACUUUCAUAUUAUGAAUGGUACUUGCAUAGUAUGGAUAUUAAUUAAUAUAAUGGAUAGUACCAGUACAUUAUGGCUUAUACUAGCAUAUGUUGGGUAGUAAAUGUGAUGGACAAAACUUGCACACUAUGGUUAAGACUACAGCACAUUAAAUAUUACUUGCAUGUAACGAAUAGUACUUGCAUGUUAUAGAUUUUUUAUUUAUUAUAAUGGAUAGAACCUGCACAUUAUGGCUUAUAUUUGCAUAUAUUGGGUAGUAAUUGCCCGUUGUGGACAGUACUUGCACAUUAUGGUUACUACUGCAGCACAUUGGAUAUUACUUGCAUAUAACGAAUGGACGGUACUUUCACAUAACGAACGCUACUUGCAUGUAAUGGACAGUACUUGCAUACUGUGUAUAGUACUUGUGUUAUACAGAGUGUGCAUGGAUAGUAUGGAUAUAACUUGGAUGGCUAUUUGAGACCAACACCAAUGCAUCGACGGAGAAAUCACUGGUAAAAGUGGCACUAUGAGGAGGUGCCUUCUUGUAAAAGUGCCCUAACUAACGGUACAGUAGACGCAGAAGAGGCACUCACCCAUGUCCUACCAUAGAACAGAUGCUGAUUUGUUGGACGUGCCUUGUCAUUAGCCCUAAAUAAUCGUCGCUUUCAGACAAAUUUCAUCAUUUCAUUUUGUAUUUGCGCCAGAAGGAUGUGUUACUUCAGAUUGUCUGUAUCAUGAGUCCCGCUUUCGGUUUUGAUAGGGGACUGUGUCGGGGUUAUAAUUGCUAUUUUGUUUUAUAUACAUUGUAUGUUUGUAUAAUACACAAACUGUUUCUGUGAUUACACACCACAGAUGAAUAAUAUCUUUAAUUCUGUUCCGUUUUUAUAUUCUGAUUUAAAGUACUGUGUUUCAUAGGCAUUUACAUCAGAUAUACAUUUAUACAACAGAUUAUUCUCUGUAUUAGGAUAUGUCAAUAAAAAGUCUGACCAGAA